AUGGUGGAUUCUCAAGAGGAACCGCUCAAACAGCCUCGGCGGCGACAACUUCCCAAGUGGCUGGACCAUUUCAACCUCCAUGACCUCAAAAUCUUCUUCCGCUGCUGGGCCGCGGUGUGGAUUUCAAUGCUUCUUAUCUUCAUUGACCCAGCACUCCAGAGCAUCGGCCUAGCCUCAUUCCUUGCCGCCAUUCUCUUGUUCAUUGUUCCGCCGGCUAGCAUCUUGUUCGUCUACCUGCUAGCUGCCCUCUCGCUAUUAUUCGGCAUGUGUCUUGCCUGGGCUUGGGGUCUUCUCACAAUGAAGGCCGCGUUUGCAGCGAGACCCAACAUCACCAUACAUGCCAGGCUUGCCGCGUUGCAGGAACAAGCUGCUGCAGCGGCCAAGAUAUCUGGUCAGAGCGUGGUAUGGGAGGCACAGAAGCUGGUUCACAAAGGCUUUCUGAUCGACGCACGUGUAGUAGUGGUUUUCUACGUCAUGGGCUGCUUCUUCAUAUACGUCCUGGCACGGUUGAGGUGCUCAAACCCCAAGCUCAUUGUCAUGCAGAUCUUUGGCACCAUUGUUACCGACAUCUUCAUACUCGUGGGCCCAACGGUUCCAAGUUUCCUGGGCAGUUUGGCCUCGGUUCUAGUGAAGCCGGGUGCUGUCGGCGCUGGACUUGGUGCAGCAUGCUGCGUUCUAUUCUUCCCCCAGUCAACAUCAUACGUGGUGCUGGGUCAGGUAGAGAAGCUCGUACGCAUGACGGAUAAGGCGUUGGACUCGACGCGCAAACGUCUAGCCGAUCAACACGUUUCCCUGGCUGAGCUAAGAGCAACCCGAGCCAACAUGAUUGCAGUUUUCAAAGCCAUACAACCAUCUCUUGCCUUUCUCCCUCUCGACUUCUCUCGUGGAAGAUGGAAUUCAGACGAUGUUCAUGGCUUGCAGGGGCGUGUUCGAGAGGUCAUGUUUGCGAGCCUGUAUUUGAUCGACUUCCACAUCGCCAGGAUACGGGCAGCUCAAAAGCAGGAAGAACACUCGGUAACGCGUCACGACAAAGGCGGCGGGCGAGCUAUAGAGAAAGAAGGGUAUGAAAUUGGUCAACGACACCGGUUUGAGAGCGCCAACCUGAUGGAGGCCCUUCAAACACCCGAGACCGCCGCCAUCCGCUCCCGAACAAGGACGACACUGGAACAGACCACCUCUGAAGUGCUACAAACAGGCUCCGAGGCUAUCAAGCUCGCCAGCGACUACAUUCAUGCUGUUAACUCAUGCCGAUGGUUUGGAAAACCCUCUCAGUCUCAAUUUGACGAGUUGGCACGCCAUAUGCAAGACGCUCUCGCCGCCUCCCGUGCUGCAAGGCAAACCUGCAUUGUCAACACCACAAAAGGCGUCCUUGAAACUCAUGCCGAGCUGUUUGACGAGAAUGGUCGACUUAAGCAUAUCGAAGGCACGGAUAAUCUGUUUCUUCCCGGUAUCGUUAUUUCCAUGGUGGUUGAGGAGCGGAUAUUGAACAUGGUAGAAACAACAGAGAAGCUCCUUGACUACAUUCUCCAACUGUCGCAGAUACGAACUACUCAUCGCAUCUGGAUCCCUUAUCGUUUUCAAUAUGCCAUUUCCUGGUUAUUCAACGGGCGGCUUACCAUUCCAGUCUCUGGCACAUCAAACGAGGACGACCCUGACUUGACCAAGGACUCCGCUGCGUUCGAUGAGCAGACAAAGGAGGCUCGAAGACGCCUGGAGAUUAGCCGAGUGCACCAAGGCUCGUCCUCCCGCAGAAACCCUUUGAGCCGUGUGCUAAUUGCAACUUACGGAUGGCUCACAAACCCCGCUGGCAUGUUCGCAUUUCGGAUGGUUAUUGUGACCAUUGCACUGUCCAUUCCCGCAUCACUUCCUCGCACCGCGGGCUUCUUUUAUCGAGAAAAGGGUAUCUGGGCCGUCAUCAGCGCUCAGACAUGUCUAGUUGUGUAUCUGGCAGACUUCACCUUCUCCCUAGUUGCGCGGACACUGGGGACAGUCCUUGGCGGCGUAAUGGGCAUGGUUGCAUGGUAUAUCGGAUCAGGCCAUGGCCCAGGGAAUCCCUAUGGUAUGGGAGCCAUCACAGCUGUGAUGCUUGUUCCACUAAUGUGGUGGCGAAUCUUUCUACCCCCAGCGUACGCCCAGGCGAGCAUCAUGGCUGGAGCCACCUUUGCCCUCGUUGUUGGUUUCAGCUGGGAUCAUGACCACAUUCAACAAUAUGGACUUCCAGGCAAGGGUGAAGUUGCAUUCUGGAAACGGCUAGUUACCGUCUUGAUUGGAUUCGCUGCCGCAUUCAUUGUGCAGCUUUUUCCGAGUCCUCCCUCGGCUACGACUCAUGUCUGCAAGACACUCGCAAACUCUGUCCGAACGCUUUCUGAUCACUACGCCCUCCUCAUCUCUCACUGGGGUCGAGCGGAUCAAAACCCAGCACUCAGCACGGUAGCAGAGGAGGUAUCUAUCGAGGUAUCAGAGGUCCUUAUGUCGCUCAGUGCUUCGAUUGGCCUUCUCAAGGGCGAGCUCAGCUUCGGACCAUUCAAUCAACAAGUCCUCGUACAAGCACAAGAGCAGUGUCAGUACAUGAAUCAGGCUCUUGGAAGUCUUCUCAAGCUGGCGGGCUCUCUCCCAAAGGAACUACAGGAACGACUCGUUCGCACGGCGGGUAUCCUCGAUGACCGUUCCAUUGGAGACAUCAUGGCCGUGCUUGGCAUUAUUGAGCAGGCUUUCAGAACGGGUUCCCCUCUACCAGAGAGGCUGCCUGCACCUCUCGUCCGCCAGGCCAUCGAGGCGUACCUCGCCCAGGGCGGCGAUGCCAUCUUAACCACGACACUAGUGAAGGACGAGAACCACCGACGAUAUUGCGUGGCAGUAACUCUGUAUCUGAAGUUCCUGACCUCGGUUGACGACUUGCUAUUGGUCCUCAAGGCGGCAUUGGGGGAGCGACAUAUCAUCUACCAGUGGGAGGACGCCUGA
This is a messenger RNA of Fusarium keratoplasticum, 2961 nucleotides long. RefSeq lists its product as uncharacterized. The record is from RefSeq and is a predicted model, not a curated record. NCBI's taxonomy places the organism in Eukaryota, Fungi, Ascomycota, Sordariomycetes, Hypocreales, Nectriaceae. The transcript has a single exon. Bases 1 to 2961 code for a protein of 986 amino acids.